AUGGCGAAGGAGGUGUUCACCCUGGAUGGGGGGAAAAUUUCGGAGCUGGAGCGACUGGGGGUGGGGAACUUUGACUUCCUCUCCUGCCACGACGAGGGGGACGAAGAGCAGAUGGUGAGCACGCUGGAGAACAUCCACUUGAGUUACCUCCUGGCAGGCUGCAACGUGAUUAGCACCAACACCUUCCAGGUGAACCUCCACAGUUUGCAAGAAAAGGGCAUAAGCGUACAGGACGGCGAAGGCAUAGUGGACAGGUACAUCGACAUUGCCCAUAGAGCUUUGCUCAGAUAUGAGGGGAUAAAACGGAGUGAGGAUUUCCCACUCUUCCAUUUGUGUCCCCUGGAGGAUUCCUCUCCCUAUGAGCAUCUGGAAGGCUUCCAACAAAUGAGAAACCACUUGGGGAUCGUGCACCCGAAGGACUCUGUCAACACGAGGGAGUACGUGGACAGCUUUGAUUUGAGCCCCGGCGGGUGGGGGGGCAGCCCCAUCAGGAGGUGCCCGGGCCGCUACGUGGCCUUCGCCACUGGGGGCUACAGCGCGGCCUUCCGCGAUUUUAGCGAGUACUCCGGGGUGAUGCGCAAGGGGGGGGCGCCCGGUAAAGCGGCUCCACUUGGCAACGCCAUGACAAGCUGCAAACCGCAGAACCAACAGUAUGACAUUUUCAUAAGCACCCCCACCCUGCACGCAGAUGACCAACCGCCCAGCAUAAAAAUGAUCCCCGUGAGCAGCAGGGAGAGCGGCAGGGAGAGAGGCGGACCCUCGAGGGAGGCCGCCCCCAACAGGCACCUGUUCAACUACGGACUGGAAUACUACGUAGAUGUGGGCGACGAAGAAAUCAUAUCCAAUUGCAACUUCAAAUUGGGAGCAUACAAACGGAACGAAGAGAAGCUUCACCUCUUUUCCCUCCUCACUUCCUCUAACGUAAGAGAAGUGCUCACCCUCUACAGCCACUUAGUAAAAUGUGGGGGUCACUUUGAUACCAACGUGGUGGUAAGUUUUUACUGUAACGAUGGUCAGCACAUUGGCUGCUGUGGCUACUCCUUCGUAGACGUCGUGUUGAUCCUCCUAUACCUAGACUCUCGCAAUCGUUUCAUUAAAGCCAUCGGACUGAACUGCGUCAGCAUUGACAGUGUGCGAGAGCUGUUUGCCCCUCUGACGAGGUGCAUUUCUUCCGAUGGCACCGUCGAUGUGGAUGCUUAUGGAAGUCCCAGUGGAGAGUUAAGCGGGUUAACCAAGACCAUUUUAAAGGGCUUAAAAAAAAACAGAUUUUUGGGGGACAUUCAUUUUUUUGCCUCACCGAAUAAGUCCCUCAAUCGAGUUACCUAUGACUACGAAGGACGGGAAGUGCACUUUGAGACCACCCAGGAGAGGCACAAGCACGUGUGCAAUUACGUUGGGGAGUGGCUCCACGUGGGGCUUAGCGGGUUCGGCGGCUGCUGCUACUACAACCCCUACGACAUUUCGCUGUUGGAUUAUAAGUUGGGCCAGCUGGCAGGGGGCGUCGCGGUGAGGGAGAAGCAGCGGUGA
Messenger RNA from Plasmodium vivax (malaria parasite P. vivax), 1527 nucleotides. RefSeq lists its product as hypothetical. The transcript has a single exon. Bases 1 to 1527 code for a protein of 508 amino acids. Gene Ontology annotation, biological process: S-methylmethionine cycle. Lineage: Eukaryota; Apicomplexa; Aconoidasida; Haemosporida; Plasmodiidae. The record is from RefSeq and is a predicted model, not a curated record. Gene Ontology annotation, molecular function: S-adenosylmethionine-homocysteine S-methyltransferase activity.